GGUCAUUAUUCUUCUCCACUUCUACUUCUUCUACUACCACUACUUUGCAACUGCAAGAGAAUCUAAUCAAGUCUUAAAAAUCCACUCUCUAGCUUUUUCACUCCCUCCCCUAUUUAUAUCCAUCCAUCUUUUCUCUCAUCUUUCAUCAAACUCUAAGACAAGCAACUAGUUAUCGUUUUUCCAACAACAACUAUAUAUAUACAUACCAAUUUUCUUUUGUUCUAAACUGUUUUUGCUACUUAUAUCCUUUCUAUAGUAUCCUUAUUUUCAUCAUCAUCAAAUGGAUAGAUUACCUAAAUGUGCUGCAAACUAUACCCCUCUUACUCCUCUAUCAUUCUUGCCAAGAGCUGCAUCAGUUUAUCCUGAUCGUCUCUCUAUCAUUUAUGGUCGUACCCAUUUUAAUUGGGGACAAACUUACGAACGAUGCCUCCGCCUUGCUUCAUCUCUCCGGUCACUAAAUAUUGGCAAGAAUGAUGUGGUAUCAGUACUAGCACCAAAUGUUCCAGCUCUUUAUGAGAUGCAUUUCGGUGUACCCAUGGCUGGAGCUGUAUUGAAUGCAAUAAAUACAAGGCUUGAUGCGAACAAUAUUGCAACAAUCCUCAAGCACUCGGAAGCCAAAGUAUUUUUUGUCGAUUAUCAGUAUGUUCCAGUGGCAAGUGAAGCAAUGAAACUACUUUGUGACUCACUUGGAAGUACAAUCUCUCAAUCCUCGAUACCACUUGUUAUCGUGAUUGAUGAUGUUGAUUCGCCAAAAGGAAUACGAUUAGGGGAGCUUGAAUAUGAAAAUUUGUUGCUAAGUGGAAACCCUAAUUAUGUACCAUUUAGUGAUCAGAUAUUGGAUGAAUGGGAUCCAAUAACGCUGAAUUAUACUUCGGGGACCACGUCCGCACCAAAAGGAGUCGUGUAUAGUCAUCGAGGUUCUUACCUGAGUACGAAAAGUCUAAUUUUACAGUGGGAGAUGAAAAGUGAGCCAGUUUAUCUUUGGUCGCUUCCUAUGUUUCAUUGUAAUGGAUGGACUUUCACUUGGGGAGUUGCAGCACGAGGAGGAACUAAUGUUUGCAUCCGUAACACUUGCGCUGAAGACAUGUACCAUGCCAUCACAGUACAUAAAAUUACACAUAUGUGUUGUGCUCCAAUCGUAUUCAAUAUUCUCUUAGAAGGGAAACCAAAUCCUCCUCAUCAUCAUAAUAACCAGUCACUCAUAAGCCAUCCUGUUGAAGUUCUCACAGGAGGUGCACCACCGCCAGCAGCCUUAUUAGAGAAGAUUGAAGAAUUAGGGUUUCAUGUAACGCAUGCUUAUGGUCUAACUGAAGCAACAGGACCAGCGUUAGUUUGUGAGUGGCAAACAAAAUGGAACGCAUUACCAAAUCAUGAGCAGUCAAAGUUGAAAGCAAGACAAGGUGUUAGUGUUCUUUCUCUUGCGGAGAUUGAUGUCAAAGAUUUGGAAACAAUGGUGAGUGUGCCCAGAGACGGAAAAUCGGUCGGAGAAAUCGUUUUACGGGGAAGUAGUAUAAUGAAAGGUUAUUUCAAAGAUGAAGAAGCAACACGGAAGGCUUUCAAAAAUGGCUGGUUUCUCACCGGUGAUGUUGGUGUUAUACAUCCGGAUGGGUAUUUCGAAAUUAAAGAUAGAUCAAAAGAUGUGAUCAUUUCAGGGGGAGAAAAUAUCAGUAGUGUCGAAGUGGAGGCGGUAUUAUAUCGACAUACUAAUAUCUUAGAAGCUGCUGUUGUUGCAAUGCCUCAUCAUUUCUUCGGUGAAACUCCUUGUGCUUUUGUUACACUGAGAUCAAAAUCUGUUCCCAAGAACGAAGACACCAAGAAAGAGCGAGAGAUUAUUGAAUUUUGUAGAAAAUCUCUUCCUCAUUUUAUGGCUCCUAAAAAGGUUGUGUUCUUGGAGGAACUCCCGAAGACGGCGACAGGAAAAAUUCAGAAGUUUGAAUUGAGGGCUUUGGCGAAAACAUACAGAUCACCACCUACAUCCUCAUCAAAACCACCUACAUCCUCAUCAACACCACCUACAUCCUCAUCAACACCGCAGGUUAAGAGUAUCAAUCAACACACAACGACUCGGCGCCCUUAUGUACCUGAUCAUCAACAUCCUCAGCUUGAGCAAGUCCUCGCAAUGUCUCGUCUCUAAUCACUUUGUUUAUUCUUUAAGUUGAAGAAGCUAAGAAUUACUAAGCAACUAUGCACCAUUAAUCAUAAACAAUGUAUCCGUGCAAAUUGAAUUGCAUAAUGCAUUUUAUACUUAUAUGUACCGAUUCAAUUAUAAUUUAUAUAUCUUACUUUUGGUGUGAUCAAUCAAAAAUACGCAAACCA
Molecule: messenger RNA, 2316 nt
Organism: Papaver somniferum (opium poppy)
Lineage: Eukaryota; Viridiplantae; Streptophyta; Magnoliopsida; Ranunculales; Papaveraceae
Product: probable acyl-activating enzyme 12, peroxisomal
Exons: 2
Coding region: 281-2134 (617 amino acids)
Source: RefSeq, a predicted model, not a curated record